Messenger RNA from Pelobates fuscus (common spadefoot toad), 1616 nucleotides. Its product is annotated as pancreatic alpha-amylase-like. The transcript is spliced from 10 exons. Gene Ontology annotation, molecular function: alpha-amylase activity; cation binding. The record is from RefSeq and is a predicted model, not a curated record. Lineage: Eukaryota; Metazoa; Chordata; Amphibia; Anura; Pelobatidae. Gene Ontology annotation, biological process: carbohydrate metabolic process. The coding region runs from base 23 to 1561 and encodes 512 amino acids.
CUGGGUUACAGUAGAAGGAAAGAUGAAGUUCUUACUUCUCUUUGUAUUAGCUGGUCUCAGCUCUGCCCAGUACAAUCCUAACUUGAAAUCUGGCAGGACUUCUAUUGUCCACCUGUUUGAAUGGCGCUGGGCAGACAUUGCAGCAGAAUGUGAACGUUAUUUGGGACCCAAUGGCUUCGGUGGUGUACAGGUGUCACCUCCAAAUGAAAACAUCGUUAUAUCCAACCCUUACAGACCAUGGUAUGAGAGAUACCAGCCAGUCAGCUACAAACUGUGCACUCGAUCUGGCAAUGAGCAACAAUUUAGGGACAUGGUUACCAGAUGUAAUAAUGUUGGGGUCAAUAUCUAUGUUGAUGCUAUCAUUAACCACAUGUGUGGAGCUGGAGGUGGAUCUGGAACACACUCUACAUGUGGUAGUUCAUUCAAUGCUGGUUCAAAAGAUUUCCCAGCUGUCCCAUACUCAAAUCUGGAUUUUAAUGACAGCAAAUGCAGAACAGGAAGUGGGGAGAUUGAGAACUACAGUGAUGCUAAUCAGGUUAGAAACUGUCGCCUCGUGGGCCUUCUGGAUCUGGCUCUAGAGAAGGAUUAUGUGCGUGGAAAGAUCAUUGCAUAUCUAAACAAUCUCAUCAGUAUUGGAGUAGCUGGCUUCAGGCUCGACGCUGCUAAGCAUAUGUGGCCUGGAGACAUCUAUGCCAUUACAAGCAAACUCAACAACCUGAACACUCAGUGGUUUGCCAGUGGAUCCAGACCUUUCAUCUUCCAGGAGGUGAUUGAUUUGGGUGGAGAAGCUAUUUCAGUAAAUGAGUAUUUUGGAAAUGGACGUGUAACAGAAUUCAAAUAUGGUGCUAAGCUUGGAAAUGUUAUUCGCAAAUGGAAUGGAGAGAAGCUGGCAUACGUAAAGAAUUGGGGAGAAGGCUGGGGUUUCAUGUCAAACGAUAGAUCUUUAGUCUUUGUAGACAAUCAUGAUAAUCAAAGAGGCCAUGGUGCUGGUGGAUCCUCCAUUCUCACGUUCUUUGAUGCUCGUCUCUACAAAAUGGGAGUUGGCUUCAUGUUGGCUCAUCCCUAUGGGUUAACACGUGUUAUGUCAAGUUACCGGUGGACAAGGAACUUUGUAAAUGGAAAGGACGUCAAUGACUGGAUCGGACCACCACGUAACUCUGAUGGAUCAACCAAGGCUGUCACAAUUAAUGCAGACUCUACUUGUGGCAACGACUGGGUUUGUGAACAUAGAUGGCGCCAGAUUAAGAACAUGGUUAUCUUCCGUAACGUUGUCAAUGGUCAGGCCUUGGCUAACUGGUGGGAUAAUGGUGGAAACCAGAUUGCCUUUAGUCGUGGAAACAAAGGCUUUAUCAUUUUCAACAAUGAGUCCUCAAACAUGGAUGUCACCCGGAGCACUGGUCUUCCAGCUGGUACGUAUUGUGAUGUCAUCUCAGGGCAGAAAGAAGGCACACGUUGUACUGGCACACAGAUCACUGUAAGCAGCACUGGCUCAGCACGUUUUGUGAUUAGCAGUUCAGCUGAAGACCCCUUCAUCGCCAUCCAUGUGAAUGCAAAGUUAUAAUUGCUGCAGAAAAAAAAAAAUAGCAUAACCUCAAUAAAUGAUUAAAUCUCUCAAA